Molecule: messenger RNA, 1695 nt
Organism: Physella acuta
Lineage: Eukaryota; Metazoa; Mollusca; Gastropoda; Physidae
Product: mucin-3A
Source: RefSeq, a predicted model, not a curated record
UUUAUUUGUGACCGUGGGUCUGUACCUCAUUCGGAGCUGCAGAAACCGUGAAGUUAAUUAGUGUUAGUUAAUUAAUUACCGAUUCGGAAAGAAGAGCAAGGAACAGAAGACUUGAAGCUCCAGCUAAUAUAUCUGCUCGCCGUAUCUAGCACUAGAAAGAUGUGGGUCUACUUGUUGCUGAUUGUCUCCUGGACCAGUCAGAGCACAUCAGGACUGGAAGUGCAUAUGAAAUACAUGUUCGGAGACACUCACGUGAGGCAGAAGGACUUGAACACUCAACCGGUGGGCACAGAUUUCCGAUUCCUCGGUGUGGAGACCUACUCGACCAGUACCACAAUAACCAUCCAACAGGCGACGAGAUUAGUCCCGGCCUCAGGGGUUAGCUUGGAGCAGGAGAAGUAUGUAGAGCAGACUUUGUUGGCGCUAGGUGUCAAGUCCAUGAAGACGGUUGUCAACUAUGGGUUCAGUCUAGACAUGACCAUGAACUUCACCAGUUCCAAAGAGGCUAGCGCCGAGCAUUCGGGCCACAAGAACUGCAGCUUCAAACUUGACCAAGCCAGCGUGUCGGGUUACCGACUUUACUCUGAUUCCACAAACAUUAACUUUAAAACAGAAUUCCAAAACUACUAUUCGGGGUCGACUAACUACAUUCCGAUAACCGAUGUCGCUUAUGAAAUACAGAUAACUAUCACGUAUACAACUAACGUGUUCCUGGGCGCUGUUGGGUUGCCAGGCGUUACAGUUACAACACCGGCACCACAAAUAACUCAGAGGACAACGCCAACUACAACCAAAUCAACACCAACAACAACUACUACCAAGCCUACACCCGCAACAACUACUACCAAGCCUACACCCGCAACAACGACUACCAAGCCUACACCCGCAACAACAACUACCAAAGCUACACCAGCAACAACUAAGACGACGACGACAACAACAACUACCAAGCCUACAACUAUGACAAGACCACCGUACACUCCACCACCUGCUGCGAAGUGUGAAAAGGAGACUAAGGCAGACAUCCUCUUGUUAAUAGACGCCUCCUUCAGCAUCGGGGAGGUAUUCUGGGGGUUCCAAAUGAACAUGGCUGCCAAUUUUACACAGUAUUUUGAAGUGGGCCCUGAUAAAGUACUCUUCUCGAUGGUCUCAUUUUCCAAGACCCCUACCUUGAAUUUCGACUUUGCAAGAUACAAAGAUGCCAGCUCUUUGAGACAGGCAUUUGCAAGCAUCAAGUACAAAAAGGUUUAUGGAACAAGGACCGACCUAGCUCUAAAAAAGAUCAACGAAGAAAACCUGUUUAGCCCUGAGUUCGGUGGGCGCGAAGACUGCAUAGACAUCAUAAUUUGUUUGACUGAUGGUAACUCGGAUAACUUUGAAGAAACCUCGAAACAAGCAAGUAGAUUAAAAAAAAAAGGAAUCUUCAUAUUAGCUGUUGGGAUUGGUGAUGACAUUUCCGAAAAUGAGCUGGAAGUAAUAGCCUCUUCUAAAGAGAACGUCUUAAUGGCACUGGAUUACAACUUGCUGGAUUACAGCAUGCAAGCUCUCGUCAACAGAACAUGUGCACAUAAGCAGUAAAGAAUGCGAAAGCUGACAAAAGUGCGGAUGGCGGUUAUAACUCUAAUGGGGAUUUUAACACUGCACUUUAAAUUACAAUUAAAAGUAAACGCAUUGCAUUAAAAAUAUAAUAAUCAA